CAGAGAGAAAACUUGUCAAAGCUAGUUGUAGUCACAAAUCAUCAAAAAAGAAGAAGGAUGAAGUCUUGCCAACAAAAGGCGAUGGAGACGCUGCUUCAGGGCCAUGGGUGUGCCAACCAGCUAAAGCUCAUCAUGGACCACGCCGAGUCAGACUCGUCCAUGGAAAGGGAGGAUCUGGCCAAGUCCGUCCUCCAUUGUUUCUCGGAUGCGCUCUCCAUUUUGAUCGAUACUAGUGAUCACAAUCACCGCCAAGACGAACAAUCCAAUAACUCAUCUCCGCAAGACUCUUCUCUUGUUCGUGACGAGAGCGGCAGGAAGUCGUCGCUUCACAAGAGGGGAAGAAAGACAGCAAUGGCAGAGAGCUCAGACUACCGCAGACACGAAGCCCCAAACCCGAUCUACCACGACGGCUUUCUCUGGAGGAAAUACGGACAAAAGCAGAUCAAAGAAUCGGACCACCAAAGGAGUUACUACAAAUGUGCGUACACCAAGGACCAGAACUGUGAAGCAAAGAAGCAGGUUCAAAUGAUCCAACACAACCCUCCAUUGUACUCAACCACUUACUUCGGCCACCACACAUGCCAGCUUCAUCAAGCCUAUGCAACUUUCCCCCUUGACACCUCGGAUCCCCAAGAUUCCUCCCACAUGAUCCGAUUUGACCACCCAAACUCCUCAAACCAUCAACAUCAGGAUCCAAAUCAGAUUCAUCCCAAAGAUGAAGAAUACACCAUGUCACCUGAGAAAGCGGAAGACUGGUCUCCAUCUCAGUGGAUGUCCUCCGAGGUUGCCCACGCCGUGGAGGCCUUCGGCUUUAACCCUUUUAGUGACUUAUCAUGACUAUACAUCCUUCCCCUCACUACCAUAUAUAUGUGUAGCUUCUUUAAUUAUCAUAUAGUAUCCUCGUAUUACUUUUUUUGCGUUAUACAUCUUUAUCUACUUGAGCUUUUGUUUUGAGUUAAUAUUAAC
Messenger RNA from Thlaspi arvense, 966 nucleotides. Lineage: Eukaryota; Viridiplantae; Streptophyta; Magnoliopsida; Brassicales; Brassicaceae. The record is from the annotation of a GenBank genome assembly.